GGCCUUGCACAAACUGAUAACUGUGGCAAUUUCUCAGCACACUAUUCACUAAUAAAAGAUGUUAUUUUCAGAAUUAGGCAGGCAUGUGUCAUGCUUGCUCACUGGCUGAAGAUGAGAGGUCGAGCUGUGGCUUCCUGGGAGCGUGCAGUCGUAUGAGCCAUUGGACUUUACAGCUCUCAGGUUGUUGAUGCAUUGUUUUACCAGCAACUAGGUUAAGUAAUUAGAGUCUUUCAGAGAAAGGAAGUCUUGCUUUAAGUGUUUGUAAGCUUUUAGUUUUUUAAGAUAAUCUAUUCUUAAUUUUUCUCUUUAGUUUGCUAUUUAGUUCUCAUUUAUUUUGCCUAUGUUUAGUUAUUUUUGUAUUACAAUGAGCCGAAGAGUGUAGGCUGCUUAGUUCAAAAUGGGAGCCCUGCAAAGGGUUAACCAGCAGAGAAUUACAAAUGAACUAUCAGGAAAGUUGAUUAUUAAUCCAGCAAGAGAGAAAAUAUCCUUCCAGUUAGCAAGAAUUAGUACCUGAAGAGCUGAUAAUAUUGUUCGGGCUGUCGGUGUGGAAUGGCAAAACCAGAAGAAUGUCUUCCAAGCAGGCUACCUCUCCAUUUGCAUGUGCAGCUGAUGGAGAGGAAACAAUGACCCAGGACUUAGCAUCACGAGACAAGGAGGAGGGCAACAGUGAUCAGCACGCCUCUCAUCUGCCUCUACACAAUGUAAUGCACAACAAACCUCACUCCGAGGAGCUUCCCACCCUGGUCACCACCAUCCAGCAGGAUCCCGAGUGGGAUGGAGUAAUCUCAGCCCAACACAGAAUGGAGUCAGAGAGUAAUAAGUUAUGUUCCCUAUAUUCCUUCCGAAAUACCUCUACCUCACCAAGCAAGCCCGACGAAGGAGGUCGCGACCGCAGCGAGCUAAUGACCAGUGUUAAUUUUGGAACGCCGGAGCGCCGCAAGGGAAGCCUAGCAGAUGUGGUGGACACACUGAAGCAGAAGAAACUAGAAGAAAUGACCAGGACUGAGCAAGAAGAUUCAUCCUGUAUGGAAAAGCUACUUUCUAAAGACUGGAAGGAGAAGAUGGAAAAAUUAAACACAAGUGAUCUCCUUGGAGAAAUUAAAGGUACACCAGAAAGCCUGGCAGAGAAAGAGCGACAGCUCUCCACGAUGAUCACCCAGCUGAUCAGCUUACGGGAGCAGCUCCUGGCUGCCCACGACGAGCAGAAAAAGCUGGCAGCCUCACAAAUUGAGAAACAACGGCAGCAAAUGGACCUUGCUCGCCAACAGCAAGAGCAGAUUGCAAGACAACAGCAGCAACUUCUGCAACAGCAGCACAAAAUCAACCUACUGCAGCAGCAAAUUCAGCAGGUUCAGGGUCACAUGCCUCCGCUCAUGAUCCCAAUUUUUCCACACGACCAGCGGACACUGGCAGCAGCUGCUGCAGCCCAGCAGGGAUUCCUCUUCCCCCCAGGAAUCACAUACAAGCCAGGUGAUAACUACCCUGUGCAGUUCAUUCCAUCAACAAUGGCAGCUGCUGCUGCUUCUGGACUCAGCCCUUUACAGCUCCAGCAACUGUAUGCAGCUCAGCUGGCAAGCAUGCAAGUUUCUCCUGGAGCCAAAAUGCCAUCUACUCCACAGCCACCAAAUACAACAGGGGCACUUUCACCCACUGGGAUGAAAAAUGAGAAGAGAGGGACCAGCCCGGUAACUCAAGUUAAGGAUGAAGCAGCUCAGCCACUGAAUCUCUCAGCCCGACCCAAAACAGCUGAACCUGUCAAAUCCCCAACAUCUCCAACACAGAAUCUCUUCCCUGCCAGCAAAAGCAGUCCGGUGACAGUGACAAACAAGAGUGGCAUCCCCAGCCCGCUCAGUGGGUCCCUGGGAAGAGGAUCCUCUUUAGAUAUCCUUUCCAGUCUUAAUUCACCUGCCCUGUUUGGGGACCAGGACACAGUAAUGAAAGCCAUUCAGGAGGCUCGAAAGAUGCGAGAGCAGAUCCAAAGGGAACAGCAGCAGCAGCAGCAGCCUCAUGGUGUUGAUGGAAAACUGCCCUCCAUGAAUAACAUGGGUCUAAACAACUGCAGGAAUGAAAAGGAAAGAACAAGGUUUGAAAAUUUAGGCCCUCAGUUAACAGGGAAACCCAAUGAAGAUGGAAAAAUUGGCCCCGGUGUCAUCGAUCUUACAAGGCCAGAAGAUGCAGAAGGGAGUAAAGCAGUGAAUGGCUCUGCAGCUAAACUACAGCAGUAUUAUUGUUGGCCAACAGGAGGGGCCACGGUGGCUGAAGCCCGGGUCUACCGGGACUCGCGGGGCCGCGCCAGCAGCGAGCCCCACAUCAAGCGGCCGAUGAACGCCUUCAUGGUCUGGGCCAAGGACGAGCGCCGGAAAAUCCUCCAGGCCUUCCCCGACAUGCACAACUCCAACAUCAGCAAAAUCCUAGGAUCUCGCUGGAAGUCCAUGUCAAAUCAAGAGAAGCAACCUUAUUACGAGGAGCAGGCACGACUAAGCAAAAUCCACCUAGAAAAGUACCCCAAUUACAAAUACAAGCCUCGACCAAAACGUACCUGCAUCGUGGAUGGGAAGAAACUGCGGAUUGGGGAGUACAAGCAGCUGAUGAGGUCUCGACGGCAGGAGAUGAGGCAGUUUUUUACUGUAGGACAGCAGCCCCAGAUUCCCAUCACCACGGGAACAGGAGUUGUCUACCCUGGUGCUAUCACCAUGGCCACCACCACGCCGUCCCCCCAGAUGACAUCAGAUUGCUCCAGCACCUCUGCCAGCCCCGAGCCCAGCAUCCCUGUCAUCCAGAGCACUUACGGGAUGAAGGCGGACAGCGCCAGCCUCCCUGGCAACGAGAUGAUGAACGGAGAGGAUGAGAUAGAAAUGUACGAGGACUAUGAGGAUGAUCCCAAAUCAGACUAUAGCAGUGAAAACGAAGCCCACGAGGCAGUCAGUGCCAACUGAGGAGUGUUCGCAGAAAUUAAAGUACUCAGACUCAUUUGGGGUUUUUUUUUGGGGGUUUUUUUGAACAAAAAGUUCUUUAAGAGCCUGCAUGCAUGUGUGGCUCCUACAGUUACAUCAGCAGAAUGGUCUUAAAUGUUUCUUAUCGUGUGAGACAGAUUGUUUCCCUAAUUUUUCAUGAACUUGGGUUUUUUUUGUUUUUGUUUUUGUUUAGUUUUUUUUUUUUAAUUUAGAUGAAGACAUAAAUAUCAGACAUCAGGACUUGAAAACUUAUAUGAAUCAAUAGCUGUCUUACAAGUCUUACCUUUUGUCUUUUUCCGUUUGGAUGCUGAUAAAGGUUUAAGUUACUGUUUUAGAUGGGGGUUAUACAUUCUCACUCAGGUAUGCUGUGCCAGCCUACAGGUUGUGAAUGUGUUUUUAUUCUGGAUUAUUUUAGAAAACAAAAACUGCAGAUUUCAUAUUGUGAAACAGAACAAGUCCGCAAGUGUGCACACCCGUGCAUCAUAGCUUGUCUUUAAAAAAUAGUCUCUGAAUUCCAUUUUUUUUCCAUAUGUAUAGCUGACCUUCUGAUGUGCCAAACUUUUCAUAACUUUUGAAUCUUAACAUUUAAACAAAAAGUCUUAAAGGAGACACUGUAAAGUCUUAGACAAUCCUUUGGCAUCUUAAAAAAAAAAUUAUAUAUGAAGCCUAAUUUUUUUUUUCCAGAAUAUGGUGAAGUACUCAGGAAUCUGGAGACAGGAUAUUCUUAAUUAGUGAACAUGGUUGCCAUAGUGCAUGUGCCCAAUUGCUUUUGCCUCUUGAUGUGCCAUUAGUGUGAAAUUUUAAGUAAGCACAAAAGAGCGAUCACCAGCUAUGGACGGGCCUGUCUUAGCAGUGUGAGGCCACCUCUGAUUACAUUCUCUACCCCUUUGCUUUUAACCCUUGCAUUCAGUCUUAACACAUUUUCUCUUAAAUAAUUUAUUCAUUCCAGAAUGUCAAGGGUCCAAAUACUUAAUAUUUAUUUUUAAAAGUGCAGUUGGUGGCAUUACACUUACAAUUCCUUAUUGAUAUUUUAAAGAGCCUCUUCUUCCCCCUUCCCUAAAUCACACAGGUAUAUGAAAAUAAAAGUGCACCUGCUACUAAAAUGAACAUGACCUUUAUGAAUGAGAAAUUCACUUGUUCCUCUAACACUGUAUGUUCAAGGAGCACUUGGAAACACUCUGCUAUAUGUAUUGCAAAAUAAAGUGAGUACUUUUAUAUGUACAUAGAGUACAAAUACCCCUAAAAAUGUGUUUAUAGUUCUAAACCUCUACACUCAGACAGCAAGGGCAGAUGUAAAACCCAAACUGCUUUCACAGUCCACCAUGCUGAAUUUUUAGGGCCUGAGGAAUCUGUGGCAAAUCAUGGCUCUGUUCAUCAUGUUCCUACUGCCCCCUGAAGGAACUGUGCUACCUUAAGUACUUGUGCAGUGAUUUAUUUGUGAGACUCCAAGUGGGGGAGGGAAGGCCACUCAGAUAUCUAAUGGCAAAGGUGGGAAAAUGGAUCAUUAAAAAUAUUUAUUGUAUAUUAGUCAUGUCUGAAUGUGACUCACCGAGUGCUUUCUGUUUGUAUUACUUCUAGAAAAAUUGCAAUUACUGGAGAUAAUUCUGGGAAAUAUGCAAGAGAGGCAUUCACAAAACUGUGAAUCUAUUAGAUGUCAAAGACAGAGGAGAAACUGCCUUUAUUUUUCCCCCUCAUACUCCACUCCUGUACACAAAUAGAUCACUGUAUACAUACACAGUUCCAAUAGGUGAAUAACUGUGCUGAAGCUCCUCAACUCCCUCAGCUUUUAUUUGGAAUUGGCUGUGCUCAGCACACUGGUGAUAAAUUCAGGCUUGGGCUGAGAGGUACCAGUGGGUCUGGAGCAGCUCCUCUGGAAGUCACAGGAUUUGCUUGGGACAACAGCAGUGUGGCUGUCCUCGUGCAUCCUGUCCUGCAGACCUCCUGUGAGCUGCAAGGAUGCUUGGAGGAGCAGCUGCCUUCCUCACAGCCCCUCUGGUACCUGCUCUGCCAGAAAAAGCCAUUUUUGCCACUGUUGGAAUCACAUUUCUAUGAGAGAACCACCCCCCGAGACAGAUUGUUCAAUUUACAGGACAAUUUAUAAAGAUAAUGGCAUAGAAACACGGUGGUCAGAUUUCUCUGACCAUUUUGUAAUUUGGAACAAAAAAAAAAAAAAAAAAAAUAUAUUUUUAAUAUUUAUUUAAUUGUGUUCUGAGUCCAUGUCUAAUAAGCAAUAAACUGGUCUAGCCAAGUCUUUAAAGGCAUAUGCUGUGUCAUUAGCUGGUGAGCGUCCUCUUUAAGCUGGCUAAGGUACUGAUAGAAAGUGGUUUUUUGUUCUUAAAGUAGCUUGGGAAUUUGAACUGGUUUUAAUACAUUCAGCUCAGAUUGGGGGGAGGACAUCAUUAUUUCCAAAAAAAAAAAAAAAAAAAAGAAAAAAAAUUCUAUUUAUUAAUGUCUUACAUAAUUCUCCAGUUAGAAGUAUCUCUCCCUCCCCCCCACGUCACUUUCACUCUUGCUCUCUUUUUUUUCCUGGUUUUGUUGCAUAGGUAGAAUGCUGUAUUGCUAGCAUUGUAUUUUAUGUAAUUUUUUUUUUUUUUUUUGCACAAAGGCAAACAUUUAGAUUAGUUGGUUAAUUUUUUUUUUUUUUUUUUUUAAAUUUUAUGACCAUGCCAAAAUAAUAUUCUGCAGGCUUGUGGAGAACAAAGGACUGUUCUUUAGGACUGAAACUUGAUUUUGCUUGUAGUACAAAAAAAAAAAAAAAAACACACACACACUCACAGAUGUUGUUUCGUAAGUGUUAUAAGCACUGGAUAUAAAUGGUAUUUUUUAUCACUUCUGACUAAUGUGAAACUGUUGUACGAAAACUACAUGAACAAAAGUCAUCUGUUUCGACUCGUGUGGGCCUGCCUCACA
Messenger RNA from Oenanthe melanoleuca, 5864 nucleotides. RefSeq names its product SRY-box transcription factor 6 (gene SOX6). The coding region runs from base 567 to 2936 and encodes 789 amino acids. The transcript has 15 exons. NCBI's taxonomy places the organism in Eukaryota, Metazoa, Chordata, Aves, Passeriformes, Muscicapidae. Gene Ontology annotation, cellular component: nucleus. Gene Ontology annotation, biological process: cell fate commitment; positive regulation of chondrocyte differentiation; central nervous system development. Gene Ontology annotation, molecular function: DNA-binding transcription factor activity, RNA polymerase II-specific; RNA polymerase II cis-regulatory region sequence-specific DNA binding. The record is from RefSeq and is a predicted model, not a curated record.